Molecule: messenger RNA, 1971 nt
Organism: Angiostrongylus costaricensis
Lineage: Eukaryota; Metazoa; Nematoda; Chromadorea; Rhabditida; Metastrongylidae
Source: the annotation of a GenBank genome assembly
AUGGAAGGUCCCAUACAUCCAUGUUAUCACAGUGUAUUAGCGCUUCCGAAAAGCCCGGUGCACAGAGUGCUUUUUAGGAUCAAGAGACUAGCCGAUUGUGAACAUUUCCAUUAUCCUGUGGUCGAGCUUGGUCCCAUUGAAAUCUCUUUGAUAUCUAUAGUUAAGAAUCAACAAACGAUUUUUAUUUUUCUGAUUGAAAGCAAUGGAAUUUCUCGAUCGUUAUCCGAAAUGUCAAACUUCGAUCGACAACUGCACCGCUGUGUGUUUGAGAGACGUUUUUCGCGUUUGGAAGAGUUGGAUUUUUUGGAAACUUCGGAUGAGGAUAGUCUAAAGCGAUAUGCUAACAGGCUUUCUCAGCUUACUGGUAGCAUAAUUACUUGCUAUCCCGUGCUGAAAUUUCUGGAAAUCGACUGUCACGGGAGUCAUUUCGCACCAGCUGAGGACACCGCCAUCAAUACGCCUGCUGUUGCAGCUGCAGUCGUCACGAAGAACUUCGUGCCCACCUCGGAGAACCACCUCCGUCUCCGGGUUGGCGACAUUUUGUCAAUAAUUGACAUGAACUGUGGACAACAAAAUGAUGUUACGUAUUGGAAAGCGAAGUUAACAAUCGCUAGGAAAGAUGAUGAUGACAAAACAGAAAACAGAAUGGUUGAAGUUGGUUACUUUCCUUCUGACUGUGUCCGCCUUAUAGACGAUAAGCGGCUUCCGGAACAUCUUUCAUCCCCCAGAAAUCGUCGCAUGUCCAGGUUACUGAAGUAUCGUGUCCGUCUUCGCGACCCUGUAUUUGGAACUCCUCUAGUUGACCACUUAGAAAAAACCGGUAGAAAAGUUCCACUGAUUGUUGAAAAGUGCUGUGAAGCUAUUGAACUUCAAGGUGUAGUGACAGGAAUUUAUAGACAAUGUGGAAUACAAUCAAACAUUCAAAAACUGAGGGCGCAGUUUGAUAAUGGUGGUGAUCCGGACCUUUUUGAGUUUGGACAAAGGGAUAUUUAUUCGGUUUCAUCUUUAUUAAAACAAUAUUUUCGACUGCUUCCAAACCCAUUGUUCACAUUUCAGUCGUAUUCAAAAAUUUUGUCUGCGUUCGAGUGUCCGGAUGAUGGCAAAGCUCUUAAAUUACGAAAGGUGAUCGAGACCAUGCCAGUGUCUCACUUCCGCACGGCAACGUAUCUGAUGCGACAUCUUUCUCGCCUUUGCAGUUAUACUUCGCUUACCGAUAUGACAGCAAAAAAUCUAGCCAUUGUCUGGGCUCCCAACUUAUUUCGAGCUCCUCCCGUAUUUGAUGGAGACGAAUCGCAAGUUCUUUGUGGAUUAGACGUGCACACAUCGCUCUGUAGUUACUUUAUUACUCAUUCGACUACCAUUUUUGUGGACGAAACAUCUGAUACUCCAGUAAAAAGAGGUGUUCGUGAGUUUUUUUUGAUACAAAUAGUGUUGAGUUGUUGUUGUAGUGAUUCUUAUAGUGAUUCGUGGUGGCCAAGUUUUCUACGUGGUAGGACAAUGGAUACGAUCUUCAAAUUCGGACGGAGGUCAGCAUUAAGUGGAUCUACUGGGUCAUGCCGUAUGUCUGAGGCAGGAGAAUGGAAUAGGUCUCGCUCUGUUGAAACGUCACUACAGAGUUCACGAUCAGAUUCGCUGGCGUCUUUCAUGUCUCGUGGUGUUGGCGAACUGCGUGAUGGAAUUCGGUCUUUAAGACAGCGAGCACGAAGCCUACGACCGGGUCGAAGGCCUUCAUCAUCGCCAAGAGUUCGUUUACGUCAACUUACUAGAUCAAUGCAUAAGCUUCCGUUGUUUACUACGUCUAAUCAAAGCGUUUUUAUUUCUAUUUCUGUUCAUUCAACCGAAAAGGUGUUUACAAAAGGUACGAAACCCUUAUGUGAGCGUUCAAGCCCUGUUGAAGAAUGGUCAAGUGAUAGCAGAGAGAGCCCUCUCCUUGAGAUGAGCAGAUACGAUAAUGUUCCUUCUGGUGAGUAG